AUGGAACCCACACAUCUCAAAAGGCGAGAAAUCUGUGCAGAUUUUCAAGCAGAAAACGCCGAAAAAGUGAGACAAGACAAUGCGCUCAAGAAUAAAAAAAGGCGAGAAGCUUAUGCUAAGUUCAAAUUCGAUAACAACGAAAAACUUCAUCAACAGCUGGUGCUCAAAAAUAAAAAAAGACGAGAAGCAUAUGCAACUGAAAAAAUGUCUAACCAUUUACAGUUGAAAAUUGUUCAAUUUCAAAACUUAAUUAGACAAGUUUUGAAUUAUGAAUUUUGCCCCAUUCAUCAAAUUUUGCAGCCACACAGCAGUAAUUUGCAAGCAUUAGACGAAAGUAAAAGUAGAGUAGAAUUUUUACUGAUAUCGCGAACUUCAAACUUCUGGCACUGGGUAUGCGUUUUUUACAACCUACAAUCUAUAUUUAUUUACGACCCACUCAACAGACCUGAUACAUAUGAUAAAAGUAUUGGUUUAUUACGAUUAUUAUUUCCUAAACAUACGGGGAACCAGAAAAUUAUACAUUGCCCUUACGUGGAAUGCGAUCCCUCGAAAGAUUCGGCCCUUAAUGCGAUUUCUAUUGCCACGAGUUUAUUUUACAAUUUCAAGCCUGACAACAUUUUAUACAAACAAGGCCUCGAAAAACAUUUCGAUCAUAUGCUAGAGAACAAAGUUAUAAAACAUUUCCCGUUUGAAUUUAAAAAGUUGAAUGAUCCAUCAAUUUACCAUUUUGAUGAAAGUCUUAUUACCACCGGCGAUUGGUUGAACGACGAUCAUAUGUACUGUGUUAAUUAUCUGGUGCGGAAAUUUACAUUUUAUGAACCAGUUGAUACCGUCGUAAUACAAAGCCUAGAACAGUACAAAAAUAUUACGGUUGCACGAGAAUCUAAACAUUUCCAAAUCUUGCACGGCUCAAAUCACUGGAUAUGUUAUAAAUACGAAAACAACAAUAUAUCUUUAUAUGAUUCAAAAUUCAACGGCAACUUGAAUGAGCUACAAGAGAAGUUCCUUCGAUCUUUACAUCCUUCGUGUUAUAUAGAACAAUAUAAUCCGAACGUAACCUGUCCGUCUGUACAACAACAACUUUAUAGCGAUGAUUGUGGAGUUUUCGCCAUCGCAUUUCAAGUUAGUCUUAUAUUCGGAUAUGAUCCGCAGCACCUAUUCUAUGAAAGAUCUCAAACGAGAAAACAUCUACUAAACAUACUUAGAACCAAGACCUUAGAAAAUGUAUCAUCAAUUUAUAAACAACAAGAAAUCGCCUUUAACAUUCAUGCGUAUGAGUGCUGUCAAUUACAAUCACAACAGCCGGCUAAUGAAGACCAUGAACAUGUCCACGUCGAUCAGAUAAAUGGCGAACAGCAGACUGGUCUCAAAGAUGCAGACUAUUUUGAAAUCACUAAAGAAAAAAACACCAACAAGAAAAAUAAGAAAAAAAUCGUCUACUACGACUACCAGAAAGAAAUAUUCAUGCAACACAAAUACGUUCAAAUAGUAUUAGAUAAGUUACACAAUUUACAUGACGAUCAGCCUGAUCAUUAA
Molecule: messenger RNA, 1536 nt
Organism: Macrosiphum euphorbiae (potato aphid)
Lineage: Eukaryota; Metazoa; Arthropoda; Insecta; Hemiptera; Aphididae
Source: the annotation of a GenBank genome assembly